AUGGCAGCUCCAACGCGUCCUCCAGCCAACACCUUCGUCGCCAAGGCCCGCAAGGUCUACAACCCAAUUGGCUUCUCCAAAGGCUAUAACUUCAUCUUAUGGUUCAUCUUCGCUGGCGCCAUGUUUGGCUUCGCCCUCGCCCGAAUGAUGUUCCUUAAUUACAAUGGCAUUUACUGCAAUCCCAACAGCGCUGGUAACGGUGCGGGCCCAGGUGAAUGCUGGUCUUACAACAGAAGGGACCUUUACAAGAUCGGCGUCAAAAUGCAUCUAUAUACCAUCAUUCCGGCCUCGUUUCUUGUCGUCUUUCAAUUUGUUCCUUUCAUACGAUACAAAGCACUGCUGUUUCAUCGUAUGAAUGGAUAUAUCGUCGUUGUUCUAACUGUUAUCGGGACUGUCGGUGCCAUUAUUAUUGCACCCGUCGCCUUCGGAGGCUCACUUUCGGUUAGAGCCGCUGUAGGUCUCAUGUCGAUCAUGUUUCUUGGGUCACUCUUUUUGGCGAUAUGGAACAUCAAGACACUGCAGCUCGAGCAACAUCGCGCUUGGAUGCUUCGUGCAUGGUUCUACGCUGGCUCAAUUAUUACUUUGCGAAUAAUCAUGAUUAUCUCUGCCUUGGUCAUGUCCAAGACCCCGAGCUUCCGACUUCCAAUGCAAUGCGCCAAGGUUGCUUCCUUCUACGACGACACCGAGUCUCUGAUCGCCAAGUAUCCCACCUGUCAGGAUCUAAAUGCCUGGGUUGCCAUACAAGGUGACAUGUCAGGCGAGAGUACCGAGAACAUCGCAUCCGCUCUAUCGCUAGGGUUCUCCAUGGGCAUUUGGCUAGCACUAGCUAUCCACGCUAUCGGCAUUGAAGUCUAUCUUCACCUAACGCCCGCAGAGACCGAGCGUCUUCGGAGGAUCUCCUUCCAACGUCAACAAGAACGUGGUUUCAAGAACCCCGGAAGCAGCGGACUUACGUCCGACCGUCUGGGUGACGCCGAGACGUGGCGUCCCGGCACCGAUGCGACUGCGUAUUCGUCUAGCAAGGGGAGUGACAGUGACAUUUCGAAUGUUGCAGCGGCUUAG
This is a messenger RNA of Fusarium odoratissimum NRRL 54006, 1062 nucleotides long. RefSeq lists its product as uncharacterized. NCBI's taxonomy places the organism in Eukaryota, Fungi, Ascomycota, Sordariomycetes, Hypocreales, Nectriaceae. The record is from RefSeq and is a predicted model, not a curated record. The coding region runs from base 1 to 1062 and encodes 353 amino acids. The transcript is spliced from 3 exons.